Molecule: messenger RNA, 1761 nt
Organism: Chaetomium globosum CBS 148.51
Lineage: Eukaryota; Fungi; Ascomycota; Sordariomycetes; Sordariales; Chaetomiaceae
Exons: 3
Coding region: 1-1761 (586 amino acids)
Molecular function (GO): oxidoreductase activity, acting on CH-OH group of donors; flavin adenine dinucleotide binding
Source: RefSeq, a predicted model, not a curated record
AUGGGCCUCUACAACAAGCUUCCCGAUAGCAUCCAGGAGGUGGAUGUUAUCAUCGCCGGCGGCAACCUGCGUGGUUGCCUCACGGCUGGCGGCAGCAGACCCGAGCCUGUCGAUCCUGAUGAUCGAGGGCGGCCAGAACAACGCCAAUGUCCCAACCAUUACCCACCCCGCCUUGUUCCUCAUCCACCUUGCACCUGGCAGCACGUCCAACUUAUUUUACAAAACCAAAAGGUCUGCCGCUCUGGCAGACCGAUGGUCUGGCGCGGAUAUGCUUCCUUAUUUGAAGAAGGUGACUGCCCGUGUACUCCUACAAGCCUUAAAGCACUGACGCUCGUAAAGGUCGAGACAUACCAUGGCAAGGACGAGAAGGGUGUGCAUGGCCACGAUGGCCCUAUUCACGUCUCUCGCGGCACGUACCAUUCGAAGAAAGUCGAGGACGAAUUCAUCACCUCGGCAGCAAAGGUCGGGUGGCCCGAAGUCGAGGAUGUGCAGGAUCUGGAGAGUGUAAACGUUGUGGGGCGGGCUUAUCGUUAUGUUUCUCUCGAUGGCAAACGACAAGACGCAGCAACCUGCUACCUCCACCCGUUGUUGAACGAAGGGGAGCACCCCAACCUCCACGUGUUGGUCGAGUCCCAGGUCAAGCGGGUUCUGUUCGACAAAAGCAAGGCGGUCGGUGUUGAGCUCCGGCCGAACCCGGCCUUCGGUGGCAGUGCGAGCGAUAUCAAGACCGUCAAAGCCCGCAGACUUGUUGUUGUAUCAUGCGGAGCUUGCGGCACGCCUUCUCUCUUGGAAAGAUCCGGCAUAGGCAGCCAGCCGGUCUUGCAAGCUGCGGGUGUGCCGGUUGUGGCAGAGGCGCCCGGUGUGGGAAAUGGCUACGAAGACCAUCACUUGGCCGUGUACCCGUACCUCAACUCCCUGGACGCUAGCGACACGCUCGACGACCUAGCGUACGGCCGUAUGGGAAACCCAGAAGACCUGAUCAGGGCACAACACCCCAUGUUGGGUUGGAACGCCCAAGAAGUCCAGGUGAAGGCCCGGCCGACAGACGCAGAGGUUGCCGCCCUGGGGCCUGAGUUCAAAAAGGCAUGGGACCGGGAGUUUAGAGACCAUCCUGAGAAACCUACCGUGAUCUUCACUGUCAUUGCCGGGUUCCCCGGAGAUCCGAGCCUCAGUACCGGUGGCCCCGGAUUGGCCAUAUCCGCCUUCACGGUUUACCCGUUUUCGCGUGGGCACAUCCACAUCACAGGGCCGCAGCUCGAAGACCCGGUCGAUUUUGACACUGGGUUCUUCGCUGACGAUGGCGACUUGGAUAUCAAAAAGCACCAAUGGACCUACAAGAAGCAACGGGAAAUCAUGCGGCGAAUGCCCUCCUACCGGGGUGAGAUGGCCGCGUGCCACCCACCUUUUGGGCCUGGUUCACAGGCAGCAAGUGUCACUCUCCAGGACGGUCCGCUCCCCGCCGACGCGCCUGACAUCGAGUACUCAGCCGAUGACGACGCUGUGCUUGAAAGGUGGCUGCGGGAGAAUAUCAGCACUACUUGGCAUUCUCUCGGGACGUGCAAGAUGGCGCCGCGCGAUGAUGACGGUGUGGUAGAUGAGAAUCUAAGCGUUUAUGGGGUCGAGGGCCUCAAGAUUGCCGAUCUGAGCAUUGUGCCUCGCAAUGUUGCUGCGAACACGAACAACACGGCCUUGGUGAUUGGUGAGAAGGCCGCCGAUAUUAUCAUCAAGGAGCUGGACUUGCAUUCGGACAAGGUGGCAUGA